AUGGAUAAGAGAGUGGGUGGAGUUGUAUUAAUAUUGAUCGGUACUGCAUCGUCUGCAAACUGUGCAAAGGAAUGUGGUGAAGAAGGUGAUUUCUGUGGAAAGAAUUACAAAGAUUCAAAUGAUACAGAAGUUAAAGCUUGUGGUGUUGGUUUCUAUUGUGAUAAUCAAGCCUCUAUUUGUAGAAAGAAGAUUGCUGACCAAGAACCAUGUAAAUUCAGAGAUUCUUGUUUGAAUCCAAACUCUCAAUGUGUUCAAGCUCAAAGAAAAAUAUGUUUGACUGCUCAUUAUAGAGGUAUUGGGGAAUCAUGUAAUGGAACUGCUCAAUGUACUCAACCAUUGUUAUGUACGAAACAUGUUUGUACAAAGAGAUCACAAGAUCAUUGUAUUAGCAACAAUGAAUGUAAGGGAGAAGACUAUUGCUCUUUGGGUGGUGUUUGUUUGCCUCUACCGGACAGAGGAGAAGACUGUGAACUGCAAAUUGGUUGUGCUCAUGGUUAUAUCUGUGGUAUGAAAGAUCCAAAGUCAUUCUAUGGAAAGUGUAUACCGCUCCAUUCGAAACAGGAUCAAAGCUAUUGCAAUUCAGACAAUGAAUGUGAUAUCUCCGAAGGCCUCUAUUGUAAAACCAAUCUUUGUUCUAAAUACUAUCCAAGUGAUGAGACCAAAGAUUGUUUGAUUUUCGGUUGUGAUUUGUCCAUAGAGCAAUGUGUGUGUAGUUAUAGCAAUGUUAAAAGGGAGAUCAUUAUUAUGUCACAACCACCAGAACCAACACCCAGUCUCAAUGUUACACAGAGAUUCAACCAAACUAGGGGCCCAAGACCAACCAGACCAAGAGCAUUCAAUGGCGUGAAUCCAGAACAGAAUGACAUUGGUUCCGAGGACAAUGUGAAACCAGAGCUGAGAGAGGGUUACAAUAAUAUGGCGACCAACGGAUACAAAACACCACAACCAAGCUCAAACUCAACCAACCAAUGCAAGCCCAAGUUUGUCUUUAGCAAAGAGUGCAAGGAUUUGGCUAUUCGCGCUUCUCUCUGCAAAUGGGAAUCACAUUGUCCAAGAGUGGACAAUGAAAAUCUAGAGUCAUGUAUCACCCGAAGAUGUGGUCUCUACAACUCUUGCUACAAAUUCAAAUGUGUUCUUCACAGCAAUUGCUAUCCUUAUAACGGUGCAUGCGAAAUACUCGACAAACUGAUGGCCAGUCAACAACACAAGAGUGGAUCGAGCCGACAACUUUCCAACUUUAGUUUUUCACUUUUAUCAAUUGCAAUUGUUUCCAUUUUAUUAUUUAUACUUUAA
Messenger RNA from Heterostelium album PN500, 1293 nucleotides. RefSeq lists its product as uncharacterized. The transcript has 4 exons. The record is from RefSeq and is a predicted model, not a curated record. Lineage: Eukaryota; Evosea; Eumycetozoa; Acytosteliales; Acytosteliaceae. The coding region runs from base 1 to 1293 and encodes 430 amino acids.